Molecule: messenger RNA, 2655 nt
Organism: Calypte anna (Anna's hummingbird)
Lineage: Eukaryota; Metazoa; Chordata; Aves; Apodiformes; Trochilidae
Gene: ACTR3
Product: actin related protein 3
Exons: 12
Coding region: 198-1454 (418 amino acids)
Biological process (GO): Arp2/3 complex-mediated actin nucleation
Cellular component (GO): actin cortical patch; Arp2/3 protein complex
Molecular function (GO): actin filament binding
Source: RefSeq, a predicted model, not a curated record
ACCGCUGCGCGCAGGGAGGGGCGGGUCAGCCAUCUUGGGCUCGCCGGGCCGUGCCUGCGAGCGGGCGGGGGAGGCAGCGCCCGCCCUGCGGAAGUGCCCUCAGUCCCCGCCGCCCGGCCCAGCCCAGCCCCGCCGAGCCCCGCCGGAACGCGACCAGGGCUGCCCGCCGAUCCCCAGCACCGCCGCUACCGAGGAGCAUGGCAGGGCGGCUUCCGGCCUGUGUGGUGGACUGCGGCACGGGGUAUACAAAGCUCGGAUAUGCUGGUAAUACUGAACCCCAGUUCAUUAUUCCUUCAUGUAUUGCUAUCAAAGAAUCUGCAAAAGUGGUUGAUCAAGCACAAAGGAGGGUUCUGAAGGGUGUUGAUGAUUUAGACUUCUUUAUCGGGGACGAAGCAAUAGAGAAACCAACUUAUGCAACCAAGUGGCCCAUCCGCCAUGGUAUAGUUGAAGACUGGGACCUAAUGGAGAGGUUUAUGGAGCAAGUAAUCUUUAAGUAUCUAAGGGCAGAACCUGAAGAUCAUUAUUUUCUUUUGACUGAGCCUCCAUUAAAUACUCCAGAAAAUAGAGAAUAUACUGCUGAAAUCAUGUUUGAGUCUUUCAAUGUUCCAGGGCUAUAUAUUGCUGUCCAGGCUGUCCUUGCCUUAGCUGCAUCUUGGACGUCAAGGCAAGUAGGAGAACGAACACUGACUGGCACAGUUAUAGACAGUGGUGAUGGUGUCACUCAUGUUAUUCCUGUUGCUGAAGGGUAUGUGAUUGGCAGCUGUAUCAAACACAUUCCAAUUGCGGGGCGAGAUAUAACAUACUUCAUUCAGCAGUUGCUGAGGGAGAGAGAAGUAGGAAUUCCUCCUGAACAAUCCUUGGAAACAGCUAAAGCAGUGAAGGAACGCUUUAGUUAUGUUUGCCCUGACUUAGUAAAAGAAUUUAACAAGUAUGACACAGAUGGUACAAAGUGGAUUAAACAGUAUACUGGAAUUAAUGCCAUCUCAAAGAAAGAAUUUACCAUUGAUGUUGGCUAUGAGAGGUUCCUGGGGCCAGAGAUUUUCUUCCAUCCUGAGUUUGCUAAUCCUGAUUUUACACAACCCAUCUCAGAAGUAGUAGAUGAAGUUAUUCAAAAUUGUCCCAUUGAUGUUAGACGUCCACUGUAUAAGAAUAUUGUCCUCUCUGGAGGCUCAACCAUGUUCAGGGACUUUGGUCGCCGUUUACAGCGAGACUUGAAAAGAACUGUUGAUGCCAGGCUGAAACUUAGUGAAGAACUUAGUGGUGGCAGACUGAAGCCUAAGCCCAUUGACGUUCAAGUCAUUACACACCAUAUGCAAAGAUAUGCUGUUUGGUUUGGAGGAUCAAUGCUGGCUUCCACACCUGAAUUCUACCAAGUAUGCCAUACCAAAAAAGAUUAUGAAGAGAUUGGUCCAAGCAUCUGUCGUCACAACCCUGUGUUUGGAGUCAUGUCUUAAAGCUGACCUCAGAGGGGUCAGGGAUAGGGAGGUGGGAAGGAGGAGAAGUCUUUCUGAUUACUUGUUUGUCUGAUGGCUGGUAUUAAGAUAACAAACAUGACUUGACAAUAUGAAAAAGACCAAACACAAUUAAGCAGGAUUAUUUUAAUAAGUGUCUCAACAUGCGGAUGUAGUGGAAAGCCAAAAGGAUCAUGUUUUUUCUUUAGAUUGAUUAUUUGAACCUGUGCGUAACAAAACAAAAAAAAAAGUGGAUUUUAGUUCUUUCUGUGCCCUGGUAUUUUGUAUAUUAAUGAAUUAUCCAAGAUUUGAUGGGAUUUGAUGGUGUGUAGAUAGUCAGCUCUCUAAUGCUUCCGUUGUACCCUUUCAGGGGUGCGAUGCAGGAGCUUGUUUAUAUUUCAUACUUUUUUAUACUUUGAGGAAAAAUAUUAAUAAAAAACCCUGUAAUAUUUGAGGAAAAAAUUUACCAGUGACCAACCUGAAAUUAAAUUAAAAAACAAAGUCAUGACUCAUGCAACUAGCUCGUGCAAAUCAUGACAAUCUAAAUCCUGGGUUCCAUACAAUGCGAGUGCUUUUGGAACUAAGAAGCUAGUAUCUUGGAUUAACCAAUGCCUGCUAGUGCUUUCUGAUUACUUGGUGCAUUUUCAUACUAUCUCUUGCUUUAAAAAAAAAAAAAAAAGAAAAGUAAAGACAAGACUGUUGGACCAGUAUUGCAGUUCUGUAGUGUCAUUUCUAAUUAAAACCAAAUAAUCAGGUUAUCAAAAUUUGGUGUAUUUAAAGCCUAACACCAUUCCAAUAAAGGCACAAAAUUUCUUUUUAUGUUUGUGUCAGACUUGUUCAUCUCAUUACGUGGGAAGUUGUGAGCAUGGGUUCUUACAUAUCCACUGUGGUUUUUGAAGAGUGAGAUUGGUCUGUAAGGUAGUUCUGUGCAUUGUGUAAACUGAAGUGUGACCAUUUUAGAACUGCAGUUUAAAUGUUCAUCUAGAUAGCACUUACCUAUAGAAACCUAACAUCUCCUCCACUGUUAGGUUUGUUCUCCUUCUUUGUUUCUGUACUUCCUCCCAACCCCUUUGACACUUUCUUUCAAGUGGUAGCAUACAGGAGACAGCUCUGAUUUUAAAUAUCUGUGGUUUUUCUGCAAGAAAAUACCAUGUAGAUAAAAAUAAAGUGAAAACAAUCUCUUUCUCAUUCUUUCUAGGAAGAA